This is a messenger RNA of Monopterus albus (swamp eel), 2214 nucleotides long. RefSeq names its product ankyrin repeat and SOCS box containing 15a (gene asb15a). The record is from RefSeq and is a predicted model, not a curated record. The coding region runs from base 169 to 1716 and encodes 515 amino acids. Lineage: Eukaryota; Metazoa; Chordata; Actinopteri; Synbranchiformes; Synbranchidae. The transcript has 9 exons. Gene Ontology annotation, cellular component: cytoplasm. Gene Ontology annotation, molecular function: protein binding. Gene Ontology annotation, biological process: intracellular signal transduction.
GAGGAAUACGGCGAAGAGGAGCUCAAUAACUUCAUCAUCCAGCUUAAUAUUCAAGAAUCCUGCCAGGAGGCUUUUCUGAAGUCUGCAGCCAGUUUAGCUGCAGCGACGGAUGAAAACCUACGCGUGCUGGCUGCCAUUGAGCAAGGUGAGGUGCUAGUGCUCAGGGAGAUGCUGGGCCACACCUUCGCCUUCAGGGAGUCGGACAGUUGUGGCUUGCUUCCCCUCCACCGGGCCGCGUCCCAACCGAUUCUGGAGGUUCUGGAAACUGUCCUGACAUUGGCAGGUCAGGGGCUCAGCCUGGAGGAAAGAGCAGGCGUGGGAGGAGAAACGCCGCUCACCCUGGCAGUGAAAGCUGGGCUGGUGCAAAACGUGAAGACUCUGCUGAAGCACGGAGCCUCUCCACACAACAGCAACAGCAAGGAUGAGUCGCCGCUGCUGCUGGCAGUGAGGGCCGGCUCUUUCGAGAUGACAUACGCACUAGUGGCUCACGGUGCCUGGGUGGAGCAGGUGUGCAGGAAGAAGUGGACAGCCAUGCACGAGGCGGCCAAGGUGGGCAACGUGGACAUCCUGAUGCUGCUGCUGAGAAACGGCGACCACGUCAACCAGAAGGAUGUGACAGGGGUGACGCCGCUCGCAGUGGCUGCAGAACACGGACACUUCCAGAUCACUGAGAUACUACUGCACUGUGGUAGCAGAGUGAACUCUCAGGCCUGUAACGGGGAAAGCGUCUUGCUAGAUGCAGCUGGAUCAGGAAACAUCGCCUGCAUUCAGCUGCUGCUGGACAACGGCGCCAACCCCAACCUACCCAGCAUUACCGGACACCUGCCCAUCCACAAGGCCGCAUACUCCGGACACUAUGAUGCUGUGAAGAUGCUGAUACCGCUGACUACUAAGAAGGCCAUUAAAGAGGCAGGUCUGAGCCCGGUCCACUCCGCAGCAGAGGGAGGCCAGAGCCGCUGCCUGCAGCUCCUGCUGGCCUGUGGCUUUGAUGUCAACUACCGCAUGAACACCAGAAACUCAGAAAACUACCGGGACAUGAGGAAGAGCGCCCUGUACUUUGCCAUCUCCAAUGGGGAUGUGGACUGCACCAAAGUCCUCCUGGAAGCCGGGGCAAAGACAGACCUAGACCCACUGUGCGGCCUCCUGGUGGCGGUCAGGUCAGGGCGCUACGAGAUCGUGAAGCUGCUGCUGAAAGCCAAAGCCGACGUGAACUGUUACUUCACAGUGGUAAGUGACACAGUGUUUCCCACAGCACUGCAGUACUGCCUGAAGGAUGAGGUGAUGAUGAGGCUGCUGCUCAACAACGGCUACAAGGUGGAGAGAUGCUUUCACUGUCACCAUGACAACGCUUUUGAUGCUGAGGAACUGUUGGAGGGGAAAAUUCCAUUCUGUGAGUUCAUGAGUCUCUGCUGUCUCAUGCAUCUGUCGGGGAACGUGGUCCGGAUACUCCUGGACUACGUCAACCACGUCAACAUCUGCUCCAAACUCAGACUCAUCCUGGAGAAACAAAAAGAGUGGCCCGAAAUAUGUGAAAUCCUCAGCAGCCCUCGCUCCCUCAGGCACCUCUGCAGACUGGAGAUCAGGAGGCGUUUGACACUGAAGAGACUCAGCAACCCUGAAAUCAUGAACUCACAUGUAUUCCCUCCCAGACUGAGGAGCUUCAUACUGUACCAGGAGCUCGACCUCUACAGCCAGGACCCUGAACGCAUCACGUGAAGAUCUCCUGCAAGAGUCCUGCUCAUUUUGGAAGGAUGUAACUUUGUAAUCUUUGUAAUCAUAACAAACUUUAUUACCAUUAUUUUACUUUACUUUUUAUAACAGAUGCCAUGUAUUCUGACAGAAUCUGGGUUUUUGUAAAUGCAAUUUAAAUACAAAAUAGGUAGGGUGGGUGGGGGGUCAACAUUUUUCUGGCCAUUUUCCAAAUCAUAUCCCUGCUCUUUGUUGUUGUUGAUGUUGUUUUGACCACAUUUGAUUCAAAAUCAAUUCUCAACUGAAAAUCAAUUACAAUGUGACACCUUUGGUCCUUGUAGAAACCUGAUGGUGACCAGCCCAUCUAGUACAGCAUUGUACACACCAGUUGGUCCUCUGAGGAUGAAUCAUAACAAUUUUGCUGCCCACUGUGACCUUUUAUCGGCCAUCAGCACCAGAAAAAAAUGGCCACUUGUUAAUCCCAUGUGCAGCUAUAAACCGAUCCUACAAAGAAAUAAACAUGUG